UUAUCCCAGCAUACUAGACCACGGUCUAAUUAGCAUGUGUAAAUUCUCAGCAGAGUUUCAACGCGGGUCUUUAUACCUUUACAUCUGAGUUUGUUUCGUAGCAAAGAACUUAAAAUGGGCUUUGGAGAUUUGAAGACUGAUGCUGGCAUUAAGUCAUUGAAUGAAUAUCUUGCCGACAAAAGCUAUAUAGAAGGAUAUGUUGCUACUCAAGCAGACACAGCGAUUUUAAAAGCUAUUGCUUCUGCUCCAAAUAACAAAUAUCCUCAUGCAUUGAGGUGGUAUAACCACAUAAACUCCUUCACUGUUGGAGAACAAUCAAGUUUUCCUGGAGAAACAAAGGAUGCUGUUGAAUAUGGACCUCGAGGUACUGAGCAAGCUAAAGUAAAUGAUGACGAUAUUGAUUUAUUUGGUGAUGAAGAGAGUGAAGAGGAGACAGAAGAGGAAAAAAGAAUUAAAGAAAAACGACUAGCUGACUAUCAUGCAAAGAAAGCUACAAAGACUGCCCUUAUUGCAAAAUCAAUGUUAGUUCUGGAUGUAAAACCGUGGGACGAUGAAACCGACAUGGCAAUCUUAGAAGAAAAGGUUCGCUCUAUCCAAGCUGACGGUUUACUUUGGGGAACAAGUAAACUCAUGCCAGUUGGUUAUGGAAUCAAAAAACUCCAAAUCACUGCCGUAAUCGAAGAUGAUAAGAUAUUCACCGAUUGGCUUGAAGAAGAAAUUCUUAAAUUUUCGGACCAUGUUCAAUCAAUGGAUAUCGCAGCAUUUAAUAAACUGUAAUUUAAUGAUGUUAAUAAAACAAAAUACAGGA
This is a messenger RNA of Hydra vulgaris (swiftwater hydra), 808 nucleotides long. Its product is annotated as elongation factor 1-beta. Gene Ontology annotation, biological process: translational elongation. NCBI's taxonomy places the organism in Eukaryota, Metazoa, Cnidaria, Hydrozoa, Anthoathecata, Hydridae. Gene Ontology annotation, molecular function: guanyl-nucleotide exchange factor activity; translation elongation factor activity. The record is from RefSeq and is a predicted model, not a curated record. Gene Ontology annotation, cellular component: eukaryotic translation elongation factor 1 complex; cytosol.